Molecule: messenger RNA, 1502 nt
Organism: Helianthus annuus (common sunflower)
Lineage: Eukaryota; Viridiplantae; Streptophyta; Magnoliopsida; Asterales; Asteraceae
Product: AT-rich interactive domain-containing protein 1
Exons: 2
Coding region: 502-1215 (237 amino acids)
Source: RefSeq, a predicted model, not a curated record
AAAAAAUUUGUAACCCUAACAUUUGUCAUCCUCCUCCUCCCCAAAUUUUCAUUCCAACCCUUGAAGAAAACAAAAAAGUUGACUCCGUCGCUAAUAGUUCCCACCGUCGCUACCACCGGGCGGAAUUCCCCAUCCUCUUCAUCGAUUGCUGUUCCUCAAAUUUUCUGCAAUCAUCCACAGAUAAAUCAAAUCCAAACUUAAAUAAUCCAAAAUCUGUAUCAAAUACCUAAAAUUUACUUUCUAGAUCUGCGAUAAAUAACAUUUUUGAAGAUGAAAGUGUAAUCGCAAUCUAUACAAUCAAUUUGCAGGCGAACAGAGUUGACUGAGUUGGAGAUUUCGCGGCGAAUUUGGUUGUCAUUAAGGUGGAGCUGCUAAGUAGUGGGGAAAAUACUUGUCAACCUUUUAUAUAGAACCAAGUUCACGUAAUUAAAGGGAGAUAUCAUCAUUCACUGAUCCAAGAUUAUCGCGCUCUUUUAUGCCAAAUUUCUGAACUUCUCAACCAUGAAGAAACAAAAGCAGGUUAAGAAGACAGACUGGUUCAAUGACAUGCUUAAUGACGAUAAAAAAUACGCAAUCCCUGUCGGACCGCGGUUUCAGGCUGAAGUGCCAGAGUGGAAAGGGCCACCUCAACGAAAAUACCCUCACAAAUCUGUCGACCCGUCAAAAUGGUUAGGCACUGUAAUUUGGUCAAACAAAGAUACGACAACCAGAGAAACCGAAAAGGAUUUAAUUGGUAAAGGGAGACCUUCCCGUUGUGAUUGUCACAACCCGGGGUCUAUACUGUGCGUUAAGCGCCACAUCACUGAGAAAACAGCCUGUCUUCAGAAAGAACUGGGGCCCGCUUUUCAAAUUUGGAAGUUUGAUGAGAUGGGAGAAGUUGUCGCAAAGCGAUGGAAACAGUCCGAGCAGCAGAAGUUUAUGCGCAUUGUCAAAACGGAUAUGAUUUCAGGAGGUAACAACUUGAUAAGACUUGCAUUGGAAUCUUUUCCAGCAAAGUCAUAUAAUAUGAUAGUCAACUAUUACUUCAAUGUAUACGUUCCUAGAAAUAUAAGCAUCAAAAUGAGGUCAGGCUGUAAAUCCGUAGACACAGACGAUGAAGAAGAAGAAGAGAAAACGACUCCUUGUUCCAAAGGGUCACGAAAGAAGGCUCGUGUUGAUGGUGGCGGGCCCACUUGUAGAAAAUCGAAGGUCGGUUACUUAACUGGACGAAGAUAACUUUUAGUUCAGCUCUCAUGGCCAGUAAUGUUUUUCUUCCUUCUGUUUCUUUUAUAUAUUUCCCUACCAAAAUCAUAUUUGGGAAUUCAUAUAGAAGCAGUUUUCCCUAAGGUUCACAAAUUCCGCUUCAUAGUCUUGCUUGUUACAAACCCGAUGAUUAUGGUAAUAGAUGUGUUUCUCAGCUCGUAGGUAAGAUUGGUCAUGAAUCGGCCGCGAACUAUGCCUCAUAAUGCGAGAUGUAGGGUGUGUGCCAUGGAUAUAUUAUGAUUUUAUGCCUUUUUCAACUA